GAKAACCCAUACAGGAUUGAGACCAGCCAUACAAAGCGAACAGCUGAAACUAUCAUUAACAGGCACAAACAAGCCUUACACACCUGAUUGCAUUCUUUCGUCCCUUAUAUUCACAGUUAAACSAGCCAUAAGGGUGUGUGUUUGCGAUCACUGCUUUUCYGACGAAGAGGACAAUCUUUAACGACGCUUCMAAACAUUCAUCGAAGUCUGCAUCCCUCAUCGAAGGACACAACGACRAUCCAUUGCACUUAGCAUUCAGUUCGUAACGAGAUCCUUUGCGAAAAGAGAGUCAAAUCCAGGAAGGUMUCGAAACUUGAGAUAAGGAAGAUCGGUGUGAUACAGUCGCAAUCACUAUGAGAGGAAUACUGCAUUCUCUACACCUUAAACGAUAACGGAUCUAAGAACGGGUAAACACAUACCUUCUUUGGUGCCUGGCCAGUGCCCACUUGAAUGCUGAUCGGGUAUUGAGCAAUCAUGAAUCGUUUCAAAUGGUGGGCAAUGCUCUUAUUUACGUCGGUGCUUGUUUGGGCUGCAGCGGCCAUUAUCUCUUUCGAAGAUUUUGGGAAAAUCCCUACAGACCGGGUUGUCCUUCUUUCGGUUUAUACUAUUUCGAUCUUACUUGCACUUAGUGGAAUGAUCACRUCAACWUGUUCUGGCGGAACGAUGAAAGCAUGGACCGAGACAGUCUUAAUAUUUCUGAAUCUUAUUUAUUGGGUGGUGGUUGCUAUCGCAACACUUGUCAGUUCCACUUCAAAGCUGAUACCAGUAGGAGAGCUUGUGGUUCAGUCGUCUGACGAAGGGAAUGACUACAAUAUCAGAUCACCAAACAUUUAUUUCUUCUCGUUUGGAAGUCUCGCUAUCACUAUCUAUUUGCUUUCUUCCUGGUUAAAAGAAUAUUUCUUUCGCGACGAAAAUGCGUUGACUACAACUCAGUGGACGUUUCUGGCAGCAUCUGGGUUUCUUGUAAUGUUGACAGGAUUUUCCCUAUUGGAGAACUCGUCAUGUACAAGAGGCAGGUAUUACAGCUGCCCACUCACAAUUUUCAGCAUUCUCGCCGGGCUSCUUUCCGGUGUAACUUCAUGCCUCCUUAUACCGUGGCGAAGUGCGCCUUUGAAAUGCCAGGCAGAGUUUGCAUUGAUACUUGUCAUUACAUGGGCUGCUGCAAUUGCCACGUUGACAUUUGGUGCAGGGCCUGCAGUAUCCAUCAACACAAUGUAUUUUGGGAUUUAUAUUUCCUUUUCAAUUGCGUUGAAUAUUCUUGUUACAACACUUUACGCAGACUCGGUGCUGGAAGCAUCUCCUUUUUCACAAGUAGAAUUCGGCAUGACUGAAUCAGAACGGGCCAAGGAUGAAAUAGGUAUGGCAGGUUUUCUUAACAUGGCUUACGACAACAUGACAAAGUCGCACUCGCAACCAGUUUUGGACCAUGACGAUGAUCCACGCAAUACCGAUGCGUCGCUAGCAAUAUUGUUCGACACUCUUGAUGGUUCCUCAUCCCUUCUUGGCUCAGAUARUGGUGAUGCUCACUCAAACUCUUUGCUUGUUGGAAGAGACACGAGUUUUAACAAGAAUGUAAUUGUUGGUAAACGAAAUUUAGGUCGAAUCGAAAUUUGGUUUAUACUAAUGGUUGAAUCCAUUGUGUCCCUCGCCGUCUUUUAUGGUCUAUUGGACGGGCACGACCCCAUAAGGGAUCAAUGGAUCGUUUUUGCCCCCAUCCUUUCCAUCGCUUUUUGCUUUAUCGGGUGGAUUGCAAGUACAGUACAGAAGAAAUGGGCAAAAAUUUUGGAAGGUAUUCUGGUAGGUCCAAUUUCGAGUAAACAGCACAAGAUUACCAACUCAGGUUCCUAAAAAUUCUUCCAAGUGUGCGAACGCAUAUCUUUUUGACUUUUGCCGAUUUAUUUGCGUUCGCAYCUUUACAAAAACUCACACAGUAUUCUUCUCAAUUUUCCACGCUGAYACGUGUGGGGACUUAGAUAAUAUCAUGCAUUACAACAUGGAUCCGUGGUCUCAUCGCAGUUACCUACUAUUUCAGAGAUGAUUCGGAUGCAGGAGUGGAUACCAAUAAAGUGAUAGCGAUGGAAACCAUGACAGCCAAUCAGCUAUUCAUGAGUUACGGUUCAUUUUUCACCUCGCUGUAUUUAUUGACAAACUGGUCAAAUGCCUCUGUGACAACAACCGACUGGAUCUUUUCAUUCGCCACAUCCGGUACUGUAUUUGGCGUGCUUUACAUCCUUGAUGAAGAAGAGUUCAAGGAAUGUUUCAGAGAUUUUGGCAAGUGUGGCCAAUUAGAAGUGUUGAUAAUGGCCGCUUUGGGAAGCACAUUGUUAUCAUUGGUCAUGGUAUUUGUGUCUUUUCUCCCACCAUGUGGACGAUUUAUGCCUUUCAUUCAUUUUAUUAUUGGKACAAUAGUUUUGGUAUGCUGGUGCGUURCAUCUUACUUCAUUGUGUUCAGGAAGGAUGGGGUAGGUAGCCAAAUUGGCCCUGCAUUUUUCGCCUGCUGGGGSGUACUGUUCUUCAGUGUCGACAUYGUAUCAACAAACAUGCUACUAUUGUGUAAAAUUCGUUCAGAUCAAGGUGGUGAAGAGGACGCAAAUUUGUCUUUGUCCAUAAGCGAUGGUGACGAGUGUUUUGAAGACGAACAAAACACGCAUAGGCCAGCAUCCCGAAGGGAUGGUGACAAGAAUUUUGUUCGCGAAGAAGAAAUCCAAACGGCGAGAAUAGACGACAUCGAUGGUSCGUUUGUUGCRGAAUCAGUCACUGCUCCCAGAGAUACUUCACGGGCAGACAUUGAAUUAAAAGGUCAAUUUGAAGGUGCUGACUCCAUUCGUAGCGAAAUGAUUGAUGUUAUAGACUGUUCCGAAYACGACGGCUACCAAUAUUGGAAUGGCGGCCUCAUAGAGACUGCGCCUUCGUCGCAAGUGAUUAGAGAACRAAGUGUCGAUUCUCAAAACACCGAUCAGGAACAAAGCUCUACAAAUACUACAGAUUGUGCAGACUGUUCCCAGCACAAUACAAUCAAUUCGACCCSAUCUUCGAUUUUGGAUAAUAGCUCUACRGGAACUGCAGAAUUUUUAGAUUGUGCCGAAAUUGAAUUUGCACCUCUCCAGAACUUUUCUGUUCAAGAAAACAUGCUGGAUGAUUCAUUUCGUCGUUGAAUCAUAAUAGGAGAUCAAUGCAUUCAACCAUAUGRACACCACUUGAACUAUCCUAUUUUAAAAUUGAUAAUUACUCACGUGGGAUCCUUGUCAACACAUCUGUGUAGAUUUUGCCUCAUAUUUUUUUAACACAUUAUGCCACCGUGCCUGGACUCAGAAUGGGUCAAAAUUUUCUUUGCAGCCAAGCUAGAUAAUGAUAUUAAAAUCAAUUUAGUGGA
Pseudo-nitzschia multistriata is the source of this 3373-nucleotide messenger RNA. The record is from the annotation of a GenBank genome assembly. NCBI's taxonomy places the organism in Eukaryota, Bacillariophyta, Bacillariophyceae, Bacillariales, Bacillariaceae.